Messenger RNA from Coffea eugenioides, 817 nucleotides. RefSeq lists its product as uncharacterized. The transcript has a single exon. NCBI's taxonomy places the organism in Eukaryota, Viridiplantae, Streptophyta, Magnoliopsida, Gentianales, Rubiaceae. The record is from RefSeq and is a predicted model, not a curated record. The coding region runs from base 130 to 684 and encodes 184 amino acids.
UAGCCCUGUAAAGUGUAAAGUGUAAAUACAGAUCUUUUCUCCUCAUUUCUCUCCAAUCUCAGCCAAAAUUCGUCCAUCCCAGAUACAAAAAUCAAGAAUCUGAUCAAUCUUUCAUCAAAUUCUUCCAAAAUGGGACUCUCAAUCAACAGCCCAGAUUGCAACAAUGUAGCAAAAUCUCACUACCACACACACAAAAUCUUCCUGCUCAGCAACUACAUCCUCUUGGGUGCAGCCUCUAGUUGCAUCUUCCUGCUUCUCUCCCUCCGGCUAGUCCCCUCGGUCUCCGGCUUCCUUCUCAUUCUCCUCCACGUUCUCACCAUCGCUGGAGCCGUUUCCGGCUGCAGCGCCGCCUCCGGUGGCUCCAACAAGUGGUAUGCUCUGCACAUGGUGGCCACCGUGCUUACCGCAAUUUUUCAGGGAUCUGUUUCUGUGCUGAUCUUCACCACUACUUCAAACUUUCUGGGAGCUCUGAAAUCUUAUGUCAGAGAAGAUGAUGCUGCUGUGAUUCUGAAAUUGGCUGGAGGGUUGUCCAUUGCCAUCUUCUGCUUGGAAUGGUUGGUUCUGGUUCUGGCAUUUGUGCUCAGAUACUAUGGCUUUGUGGAAGGCAACAAUGGGAGUAGAGCUCAAGAUGGUGGGGAAAAUAGGGGCAAGUGGGCUUCUCCAUUUCAGCCAUUCCAAGUCUAGAGAUGAUCAUCAGAUUCCAUGGUGUCCAAUUAUCAGAAGCACUACAUAUUUAAGUGUUUUCCUUUUUGUUGAUCAAUUAAUUGUUGUUGUAAUAUUGCUAUUGCAAUUAAUUAAAUUUAUUUUUUUAAUUAAA